GUGCAGCAUCUCAACAGUGUGAAUAGUUGUUGAACAAUGGCAGGAAGUUGGUGUGCUUUUCCAUCUCUGGCACUUUGUGUCUGGAUCUGUGCUUUAUGUCAUGCUGUUCCACAGUGGAAUAAUCUGCCCCAGAAUCCUCAAACCCUGAUGUUCCAGCAAACUGACCAGCGGUUUCAACAGCAAGCUCGUCAACAGUUUCCUCAGCAGGUUCAACAGCAAGCUCGUCAACAGUUUCCUCAGCAGAUUCAACAGCAAGCUCGUCAACAGUUUCCUCAGCAGAUUCAACAGCAAGCUCGUCAACAGACACCUCAGCAGUUUCAGCAACAAGCAAGUCAACAGUUUCUAGUUCAAGAGCAGGCUAGUCAACAGUUUCCUCAGCAGGUUCAACAGCAAGCUAGUCAACAGAUUCCUCAGCAGUUUCAACAGCAAGCUAGUCAACAAUUUCCUCAGCCUAAGCAGCCAGUGGCACAGGCAGAGCCCCUUGACAAAUGUGCUGUUGCUGAUUAUGAGCAGAUCCAAUGUGGACCACCUGGUAUUAGUGAUGCUGAGUGUGCAGCUAUCAACUGCUGCUUUAACGGACAGCAGUGUUACUAUGGGAAGGCAGUGACUGUCCAGUGUAUAAGAGAUGGUCAGUUUGUGGUGGUGGUGGCUAGAGAUGUUACGCUGCCUCGACUGAGCCUGGAUUCAGUCCGUCUCCUGGGUGGAAGUGACCCACCUUGCAGUCCUGUGGGUUCCACUCCUUUCUUUGUUAUAUACCAGUUCCCUGUCACUGCAUGUGGCACGAGCAUGAUGGAGGACAGUGGAUAUGUGGUGUAUGAAAACCGAAUGGUCUCCUCGUAUGAAGUGGGUAAUGGACCACUUGGUUCCAUCACAAGGGACAGCCAUUUUGAGCUUCUCUUCCAGUGUAGGUACUCUGCUACUUCUAUUGAAGCUCUGGUUGUGGAGGUCAACAGUGUUCCUCCACCACCUCCAGUAGCUGCUCCUGGACCCCUCAGGGUAGAACUUAGACUAGCAAAUGGCCAAUGUGUCACUAAAGGCUGUGCAGAAGGGGACGAGGCGUACACAUCCUAUUACAGUGCCGCUGAUUAUCCAGUUACUAAAGUCCUCCGAGAGCCUGUGUAUGUUGAGGUGCGCAUUUUGGAGAGGACCGACCCCAACAUUGUCCUAAUGCUGGGACAUUGCUGGGCAACACAAGCCCCCAAUCCACUCAGUCUACCCCAAUGGGACCUUCUGGUUAAUGGAUGCCCGUACCAGGAUGAUCGUUACAUGACCACAUUGGUUCCAGUGCCUGGAUCUUCUGGUCUUCAGUUUCCAACCCACUACAAGCGCUUUGUUGUGAAGAUGUUCACAUUUGUAGAUCCAGCAUCACUGGCUCCUCUGCAGGAAACCAUCUUCAUCCACUGUAGUACAGCGGUGUGCAAUACCUCUUCUGGCUCCUGUGAGCAAAGUUGCGCUAGGAAAAGAAGAGAUGUGCACGUCAAGACCAUCUCUAGUGGGAAAACUGUGGUGUCUAGUGGAGAAGUCCUCCUGGUCCUGUGAAUUUGGUGAUUUAAUAAACUUCCUGAAACUACA
Pimephales promelas (fathead minnow) is the source of this 1572-nucleotide messenger RNA. RefSeq names its product zona pellucida sperm-binding protein 4. Gene Ontology annotation, biological process: binding of sperm to zona pellucida; prevention of polyspermy. The record is from RefSeq and is a predicted model, not a curated record. Gene Ontology annotation, cellular component: egg coat. Gene Ontology annotation, molecular function: structural constituent of egg coat; acrosin binding. Lineage: Eukaryota; Metazoa; Chordata; Actinopteri; Cypriniformes; Leuciscidae.